AUGGAAGCUAAUAAAACACAAGUAGACCCAAACCAGAUUUGUAUAUCAAAUUUUGAUGAAAUCAGUUUGGAUAUUGUAACUAUUUACGAUGGGUUACAUACAAUAAAAUUUAACGAUGAAAAAGCAUUUCAACAGUAUAAAGAAGUUAUCAGCUUUUUAAAUAAUUGGAGACAUACACAUACCGAUAGGUAUCAUAAUUUUUUCAAUUCUGUGAAUUGGUAUGAAAGUAGAUUAAAAGAAAUUGAUCAAUUAUGUUCAACACUAGUGGGUUAUAAAAUUAAUGCUAUGCUUUCAAAGAAUGAUAAAGAAUUAUUUUCAAAAGAUUUAAAUCAAAUUUAUGAAUCAGUUUCAAAACAAAGAUUACUUUUGUUAACUAAUUUCUACAAUUCAUCACUCAAUAAUCAAUAUGAAUCAAUUUCGCAAUCAAUAAAAACUAUAAAUUUAUCCUUCAUUCCACAAAUUCCUUUGGAUUUAAAUCUCGAUAUUAAAAAUCAAAAAAAUCAAAUUUUCGAAUGGAGGCAGUCAACAAUUUCAGAAUUAAAUCAAUCAUUGGAUGGUUUUGAAGUUAGUUUAUUGGAGUUAAUAGAAUAUAUAGAAUUAUAUUCAUAUACCCUCAUUAAUUUGGGUAAUAUUACAUUAGGUUAG
Messenger RNA from Dictyostelium discoideum AX4, 645 nucleotides. RefSeq lists its product as hypothetical. Bases 1 to 645 code for a protein of 214 amino acids. The record is from RefSeq and is a predicted model, not a curated record. The transcript is spliced from 2 exons. Lineage: Eukaryota; Evosea; Eumycetozoa; Dictyosteliales; Dictyosteliaceae.